AUGGGCUUCCUCUACAUCACAUGGGCUGUCCUCGCCAGCAACUAUGUCAACGUCCUGCUCGUCUUCGUGCCAGCCGGCAUCAUCCUUGGAGCUCUGGGCAUGAACCCUACUGCUGUGUUCGUCGUCAACUUCCUCGCCAUUGUCCCUCUUGCUGCUCUCUUGAGUUUCGCUACCGAAGAGCUCAGUGUCAAGCUGGGCCAGACCCUUGGUGGUCUCAUGAACGCGACUUUUGGUAACGCCGUUGAACUGAUCGUCUCGAUUGUCGCUCUUCAGAAGGGUGAGAUCCGUAUCGUCCAAGCCAGUAUGCUCGGCAGUAUCCUCUCAAACAUCCUCCUCGUGCUGGGCUGCUGUUUCCUCGCAGGUGGCUGGAACCACCACGAGCAGAGCUUCAACUCCACCGUUGCCUCGACCAUGUCCUCGCUCAUGGCUGUCGCAUCUGCCUCGUUGAUCAUCCCGGCCACUCUCUACGCUGCUCUAGCCAACUCCAAGGAGCACACCGAUGACAAUAUCCUGAUCCUCUCCCACGGAACUGCCAUCAUCAUGCUCAUUCUGUACUGUCUCUACUUGUUCUUCCAGCUCAAGACCCACGCCGAUCUGUUUGAUGAGGAGCAACAAGACGGAGAGGAGGACAAGGAGCCCGAAGUUCUGAAGCCCAUCCCCGCAGGUAUCGCACUUGUUCUCGUCACUCUCCUCGUCGCUGUCUGUGCCGAAUACCUGGUCGACUCGAUUGAUGCCAUUGUUCAAGAGGCGCACAUUUCAAAGACAUUCAUCGGUCUUAUUCUCUUGCCAAUUGUCGGAAACGCAGCAGAGCACGUCACGGCCUGCGUCGUUGCAUACAAGAACAAGAUGGACCUCGCCAUUGGAGUCGCCAUUGGAUCAUCGCUCCAGAUCGCUCUCUUCGUUACUCCUUUCCUUGUCAUUCUUGGGUGGGCCAUGGGACAACCCAUGACUCUCCAUUUCCAGAUGUUCGAGACGGUCGUCUUCUUCGUCAGUGUUCUCGUGGUCAACUACCUGAUUGCCGACGGCAAGAGCAACUACUUGGAAGGCGCCAUGUGUGUUGGUACUUACAUCAUUGUUGCCUUGGCCAUGUGGGUCUACCCUGACGAUGCUGGCGACCCGGUCUCUGGCCCUCCUAAGCUUUUCUAA
Messenger RNA from Aureobasidium subglaciale EXF-2481, 1146 nucleotides. RefSeq lists its product as uncharacterized. The record is from RefSeq and is a predicted model, not a curated record. Bases 1 to 1146 code for a protein of 381 amino acids. NCBI's taxonomy places the organism in Eukaryota, Fungi, Ascomycota, Dothideomycetes, Dothideales, Saccotheciaceae. The transcript has 2 exons. Gene Ontology annotation, cellular component: fungal-type vacuole membrane. Gene Ontology annotation, biological process: intracellular calcium ion homeostasis; calcium ion transmembrane transport. Gene Ontology annotation, molecular function: calcium:proton antiporter activity.